AUGGUCGAAACCUCUCCUACCCUACCGCCGCUGCGGAUCGGCACCCGGCGAUCCAAUCUGGCCGUCGUCCAGGCUGAGGGCAUCCGCGACAGUCUGGAAAAGAUCGCCCCGGAACGGUCCUAUGAGAUUGAAGCCCUCCGCACACUUGGUGAUCGAGACCAAUUGACGGCGCUAUAUGACUUCGGCGCCAAGAGUCUUUGGACAACCGAGUUGGAGGAAAAGCUCGUAUCCGGUGAAUUAGAUGUCAUCGUGCAUUGCCUGAAAGAUAUGCCAACCACACUUCCUGAUACCUGCGAGCUCGCGGCAAUUCCGCCCCGGGAUAAUCCCCGGGAUGCACUGAUCGUGAAGUCUGGCCUGCCUUAUACGAGCUUGAAGGAUCUCCCCGAAGGCGCAGUCGUAGGCACUUCCUCGGUCCGGCGUUCGGCUCAGCUUCGCCGUCUGUACCCUUAUCUUCGCUUUGCGAAUAUCCGCGGCAAUGUGGAGACUCGUCUAGCCAAACUCGAUAACCCAGACAGCGAGUACACGUGCAUCAUCAUGUCUGCCGCAGGUCUUGAGCGCGUGGGCCUUAAGUAUCGCAUCAACCAGUACCUGCGAUCCAAAGAUGGGGGCAUUCUCCAUGCUGUUGGGCAGGGCGCCCUGGGCUUGGAGAUUCGCAAGGGAGACACGCAAACGCAAGAAUUACUUGACCAGCUGGCUGAUAGCAAGUCGACUCUCGCUUGCCUUGCUGAGCGGUCGCUCAUGAGAACCCUCGAAGGCGGUUGCAGCGUUCCCAUUGGGGUUGAGACAGAGUGGAUCCGAUCUGAUGACUUAAAGAUCACUGCCAUUGUUGUCAGUCUUGACGGCUCUGAGAGCGUUGAAGAUACCGUUGAGGCGAGGGUCCAGAGUGUCGACGAAGCAACGGCUCUCGGAAAGGAAAUGGCGGCAAGAUUGAUCAAGGCUGGCGCAGAGGCAAUUCUCAAGGACAUCAACAUCAACCGUCCAUCAAAGGACUGA
Messenger RNA from Penicillium egyptiacum, 993 nucleotides. Lineage: Eukaryota; Fungi; Ascomycota; Eurotiomycetes; Eurotiales; Aspergillaceae. The record is from the annotation of a GenBank genome assembly.